Messenger RNA from Hibiscus syriacus, 895 nucleotides. RefSeq names its product transcription factor MYB78-like. Gene Ontology annotation, molecular function: sequence-specific DNA binding; DNA-binding transcription factor activity. Lineage: Eukaryota; Viridiplantae; Streptophyta; Magnoliopsida; Malvales; Malvaceae. Gene Ontology annotation, cellular component: nucleus. The record is from RefSeq and is a predicted model, not a curated record. The transcript has 2 exons. Bases 34 to 759 code for a protein of 241 amino acids. Gene Ontology annotation, biological process: regulation of DNA-templated transcription.
ACACAAAGUCAUAAAUUUCUUCAUCUUCUCCAAAUGGAUGUUUACGAGAGUGGUUUCGUAUCCGAAACUCCACAAAGUGAAGAAGUGAUGGACGUAAGGAAAGGUCCAUGGACAGAAGAAGAAGACUUCACGCUCAAGGCGUAUGUUCGUGUUCAUGGUGAAGGUCAAUGGAAUUCGGUUGCUCGCUUAUCAGGUUUAAAAAGAACCGGAAAAAGCUGCAGAUUAAGAUGGCUGAACUAUUUGAGACCAGAAGUGAGACGUGGGAACAUCAGUCUCCAAGAACAGCUAUUGAUUCUUCAACUCCAUUAUCGAUGGGGCAACAGAUGGUCGAAAAUCGCACAACACUUGCCUGGGAGGACCGACAACGAGAUAAAGAACUAUUGGAGAACACGAGUCCAGAAACAGGCAAAGCAGCUUAAAUGUGACGUUAACAGCAAACAGUUCAGGGACACCAUGCGUUACGUUUGGAUUCCCCGUCUAAUUGAACGAAUCUGUGCUUCAUCUGAAUCACCCUCGGGUCAACCCUCCACCACCGCCUACAGCAACAUAACCACCGAUCAGAUCACCUAUGAAAAUACAAGUGGAUCGGUCCAAGUCGACCCGAGUGUCUUGCCCGAGUUAUCAGGCACUUCAUCAGACGUUUCGAACAACCGAAUAGCUUGCAAACCAGGUCCGGUUUAUGCUCGGAAAUUUUGUGGAAUAUUGAUGGUGGAGACUACAUGGAGAGUGUGUGGAAUGAAGAGAAUAUUUGGUUCCUAAGACGGCAGCUUUAUGACGAUGAUUUGAAUUAGCUUACCUGACGCAUCAUUAUAUCAAGCUUUAUAUUUUAAACCUUUUUCACCAUUUUGUUGGCAUCAUAUAGAGUAUCCAACAGUAAACACCACAAAAUCUGAAG